UUUAGCGAAAAAUGGCGUCACGUUGGAUUUCACGGAAGUGGGAUGUCUUAUUGUGAACAUUAUAUUCAUUUCCUACGAUGAAACCAAAAAUUGGACAAUAUGUGAGAGCACUACAUGACUUUGACACUUAUGAGAAGGGGGAGAUAACUCUGAGGGCAGGCGAUGUGAUACGGAUCACCAAUGUUGUGGACGACAAUUGGCUGCGUGGCCAACUGGACUGCUUGGAGGGCAACUUUCCAUCCAACUUUGUGGAGAGUAUCUCGUUGCCAAAUGUCGAGCCCGGCCAGAAGAUAUUUGUGGCAAUAGAUGAGUUCCCAGCAGACGAAGCUGGAGAUUUGGCUUUAAACACAGGAGAUAUCAUCUUGGGUAUGAAAGAAAUUGAUGAGAACUGGUGGCAGGGUGCAAAUGGCUCCAACGCUGGCAUCUUUCCUCUGACGUGUGUUCGGGAACUUCUACUUGAUGCCGCUCCCCGACGGAAGUCAUUCCGCUCAAAUACCCAGACGUCCUGCACAUCAGAAACCCCUGCCUCUCCACCCAUCCACUUCUCAGAGCCCUUGCAGGCGAGAGCUCUUGUUGAUGUCACUCCACAGAUUGACGGCGAGCUGGGCUUCAUGGCAGGCGAUCUCAUAACCAUAAAGGAAGUGAUCGACUCGGACUGGUUUCUCGGCGAGGCAGGCAACAAACAGGGCCUUGUAUCCUCCGUGUGUGUGGACCUCUUAGAAGAUAUCGGUAGUAGUAGUAACAACAACAACCACCACCCUCCGGUGACUAACGCUGGUCGUUCAUCACUCGGAAACGGUCACGGUCAUGGUAUCGGUGCUGAAUCCCCCAGUGUCUUACACGCGAGCACUGAUGAUGACGUGUCUCGCUUGAGAAGUCUGUCUUACACAAGUGAAAACACACGCUCGCACGACGCAGAGGUUACUCCUUACGCUCGGGCUCUGUACACGUUCGUGGGUCAGAAUGAGGAUGAGCUGUCUAUAGCAGAACACGAUAUAGUCACACUGAUCCAGCAUGUUGAUCCAGAUUGGAUCGAGGGUGAAGCCGAUGGCAAGAUAGGUCUCUUCCCGGCUGCCUAUGUUGAGAUCAUUGUCGACUGUCCUUAUGCAUACGACCGCGAGGAAACAACUAAUAUUUUCUCUGAGGAUGUAGCUGAACCAACACUCUCUCAGGCAAGGACACAUUUAAAAACAGGGGAUGAGAAUAAAGUUGUUCAUGAAUCUUCGUUAUCUUCAACAGCAGAAACAGAUACAACGGUAACAGUAGGAAGUAAUUCAACGGCUAUAUGUGAUAAUGAUAAACCAUCAAAAACAGGAGAUGAAACAACAACUUUAGAUUCUACUUCAGGUUUGUCCACCACAGGUGAUUCUAUUUCUAACAGCUGUAAUGCUGGGUCUGUUGCUUCCGAUGUCUCAUCUCAUCCAGGAUCGGUGUCUCUUGGGCAGGAAAAGUUUGGUCUAGUGUUGCAUAAUUUCAGCUCUCAAGUUGCUGGUGACUUGAGCGUCCAGGAAGGAGACACUGUUACAAUUCUGCAAAUGCUAGAUGCCAACUGGAUAAAAGCAGGAGAUGACCAUGGCAGAGUUGGCAUAGUUCCCUUGAACCACAUUGAGGUCAUAGGAGAAGGGCCUCACCAUGCACCUAAUGAAAAGCAGGACUUUUCUAUUGCAUCAAGGCCAGGUGGAACUCAAGUGGCUUCUUCUGCUGGAGUGAUUGAAUCUGCUAAAGGUGCUCAACACAGUGAAGGGAAAUCUGUGCAGGAUAAUGGUGAUAACCAUCAGGUAGUUAAUAGUAUUUGUGAUAGCAAGGAUGUUCCUUCUACUGGUGCUCAUCGUGGUGUUGAACCUGAAACCAAACAUCUAGAGAAACCGAAACUAAAACCCAAACCUCUCCCAAAACCAAAGCUAGCUCCUAAACCUGUGAUAAAAGCCAAACCCAAUCUCCAUUCUGCACAGCCGUUUGUUAAGCCUCCAGACAUGUCAGCCAAUUUGCAUGUUGGCCAUGUCGUUUCACCAACAGAACACAAGACCUUUGUGGGCAUCAACUCGUCAAAAUCACUGAACUCCUUGAUUGAGGAUCAGCUGGAGAUUGCUAAAAGUGAAGCCAAAAUGAGAUCACGUAAUUCAAGUGUGAAAAGUAAUGAUUCUUCCGGUUCUAGGGAUAGUGACUUUUCUAGUAAAGAUGUUACAGCUUCUGGGAUGUCUGAUGCUUAUGUUGAGACCUCUGUGCAUUCUGAUAACAAAGUAUCAGAAUUGGAUGCAGUAAAACGUGAAUCACCUGCUGCUGCUAAUGGUGGUGGUGAUGCUGGCACUGAUAGUUUUGCAUCACUGGGACAGUCCAACUGGGUAUCUUUUGAUACUUGUGAAGUCGGCCCAAGAAUAUCUAUAAACUAUGAGGCUCAAAGAAAUACAGCUCAGCCAGUGCCUCAAGAGCAAGGAAGUACAACAUUGAACUCCAACACCGGAAUCCAUCGAAAUUCAUCUUUCGUAAAUGAUGGAUAUGUACAAGAUCACAUCCACAAACCAUCACUUGUGGAUGUUAAUCAUUCCCAUAGUGCAGCAGCAGUACUACGCCCUCCACCUCCAGUUCCUUUUGAGAGAUCAAACUCUGUCCAGGAAGCAUACAAGCAACCAGCCAAAAUGCCUCCAGUACGCAAGGCUCCGCCUCCCAGACCAACUGGACCAAAGAUUGCACCAGCGCCUUCCAAGAUGGUUCUGCAGCCAACGAAGGUGAACCACCCACUGCCCCAGCGUCCUGCACCUCCUGUUCCUAAAGGAUCCGUGAAGAAUCCAGCACCUCCUCGACCUUCCUUGUCUUCAUCUCCACGGCGACCGCAGCCUAGACCAGUGAACAGGACAAUGUCUAAUGAUCUCAUGUCUUUCAGCCCAGAAAAAGAAAAUAUUGAAGAAGAUGCCAAUUCAGAAAUAAUUGCCGAUGUGAAGAAAAGGAUUGAAGAAGUACAAAAUGAUCUUCAGAAAUAUGAGAAGUUGUGUGCAGAACUCCAGUCCAAGAUGAGUCUGGUGUCUGACAAUGAGAAGGAAGAAAUACAGGAGAACCUGGAGGACUGCACGGCCAAUGUGAUGGGUCUCACAGACGAACUUGACAGGCUCAAAGAAACUCUUUACCAACUGAGUCCCAUGGAGAAAGAAAAGGCCUUGGCUGAACAGCUCAGACAGAGAAAAGCUGAAGAGGAGAAGAAGCAGAGAGAGGAAGAGAAGAAACAUCUGGAGGAGAUGAAGGCGAAGCGGAGAGAAAAACGAAUAAAAGUCAUCCAGGAGCUGAUAAACACGGAAAAAGAUUUCUUACACGACCUGCACCUGUGUCUGGAGACGUUCCUCGGCCAGUCUGCUGAAAGGGCCCCACACCUCGACAUGGAGAUGGUGAUGGGAAACAUGGAGGAGAUAGCCGACGUCUCGCAGAAACUGCUCACCGUCCUCGAGGGCGCAGUCAACGGGAAGUCCUUUGACGAACAGAUCAUUGGCAAACAUUUUGUUAGUUUUGCUGAAGACAUGAAGAACACAUAUGCACCGUAUUGCCGAAAUCAUGACGAUGUCAUCACUCUUUUAGAAAAGUUUGAUGGUGAUGCCGAAGUGAAGGACUUUUUCAGCAGGAAGAUCAUGGAAUUACGUGAGCACACUAAUGUGUUUGACUUGAAGGCCAUGCUCAUAAAACCAGUGCAGCGGAUUCUUAAAUACCCAUUACUGCUCAGUGAACUUAGCAAGGCAACAGAGGAUGACCAUCCAGACAAAGAGGAGAUCAACAGAGCCAUUUGUGCCAUGACUGGCGUGGCAACGGCCAUCAACGAAUACAAGAGAAGAAAAGAUUUAGUUUUCAAAUACAAAAAAGAUACAGACCAAACAUUUAGUGACAAGAUAUCUAAGCUGAAUCUUCAUUCUCUGAGAAAGAAAUCUGGCCGAAUACGUGGUCGUCUGUCCACUAAUCUGGGAAUUAGUCUAGUGAAUCGGGAUGAAAAUUUUGAGCGAGAAGAAGUGAAAUUCCGUCAUCUUGAAAAAGCAAUCCGUAUUCAUCUAAAAAACAUUAUCACGUACAUGGAACAGUUUCAGGAGAGUGUUGGCAGUCAGGAAGGGUUUGUUGCAGACAUCAUGGACCUGUAUGACGGCCAGCCCAGUGAGGAGGUCACUGAGUACAAGGCAGUGCAGAACAAAAUAGUCACAGAUCUCUUUGAGGAAAUGAAGGAGAUGGUACAUACCUUGGUUAUUGCUCCGCUGAACAGACUGAUUGGACUGUGUGCUGGGCCAAACAAUGUCAUAGAGAAACGUUUCGACAAGCUGCUCGAUUACGAAAGUCAGCUGCGAAAAGCUAAAGACAAUGAAAAGACUGAUGCUUUACUUGCAACACGGAAUGACUACGAAGCGAUGAACGCACAGCUGCUUGACGAGUUGCCCAAGUUCUAUAGCAUGGCGUUCAAACUCCUCACCGAUUGCUCGGGGGUCUUUAUCAAAGCACAGACAAUCUUUAUGGACAAGGCGUUGAAAGAAACCUGUGUAUUAAUGCAGUUACCAUUGCUACUGGGUACCGAGGACAGUAUUAUGGAAACAUUCAAUGUGAGACACACAGCCGAGCUUGACAAGGUUUCACUCCUGUCUUUCAUCCCGAGGGGAUUCAACCCCAAGCUGGACACCCUGAACAAGAUGGACAAGAAACAGAAGAGAAUGUCCUGGGAUACCACCAUGACAAAACCCAAUAUGGCAGCUCCACAGAGCCCACAGAGUGACAGCCAGCGUGUUUACCUCCGCCAGGUGUACCCGGCUGACAAGCUGUACCGCGUGUCGACCACGCACAAGGCUGCAGACGUGAUGGAAAUGUCUCUGAAUGAAGGACACAUGGUCGGACUUAUCAAGGAGCAGGAUCCGAUGGGCAACAAGGAGAAGUGGUUUAUUGAUGAUGGAACCAUAAAAGGAUUCUUUCCAAAACGACUGUUGGUUCCGUGGACCAUUGAGAGUGUGUCCCCGGCUGGAAGUCUGAACAGUCUGGUUCUAGGAGACGGGGUUGACAGCCUCCUCACUGGUUCCCUGAUGGGUGACACAGCAAGCGACACUACAUCCGUCUCCUCGUUUGAACCGGCAAUGUAUCCACAGCUGCCAGUUACACCAGAACCGGAACCGGUUCAGCAACAUGAGUAUUAUUGUGCCGAGUUUGCAUUUGAUGCCCGCAGUCAAACUGAGGUAUCGCUGUUUGAAGGACAGGUGGUGACCGUGCUGUCAAAAAGUGAUCUGGAGGGAAACACAGAAUGGUGGUACGUGGACGCUGAUGGACACAUGGGAUACACACCCUCGGCAUAUCUACGCAAAAUGUGACGUCAGCCAGCUUCUCUGUAUCUUGUUGUGACAGGAAUAUUUUUGUUAUGCUGUUGGUAUUACUUGAGAAAGUGUUACAGAAUGGUUAUGAAUCAGACAGGAGUGGAAAUUGCAAGCUUUCCCUGAAUGCAUCAUUAUGUUUGUUAUGACUAUCCGUACAACAUGUAAAAGUACUGCAGUAUAGUUAGUUAUGAGCCAAACCAAACAGCUAAAGUUACAGUAUUAUUUUUGUUUACAGUUGCUUCCAGCUUAUAUCUUCACACUUGAGCUUUUGUGUCAGGUCAAUGUCACUGAUAUUUGAGCAUAAAACAACUGAUUUGAAUUCCCACCUCAAACUAGCAUUAGAGUUUAAAUUGUGCUUUAAGACAAAUUUUAUAGUUUACUAGCAUAUCUGCAUAGUUUGGAGUGCGAAAUAUCAGAGUAUGAAAAGUAUGUAUAUCUGAAUACAUUGAAGUCUACCUUUUCUAAGUGUCACCAAAGUAUCUCUACAACUGAAUUGACAUCACAGUUUAAAUGAUCCUUAAGACAAUGUUUUAGUCCUUCAGAGAGUUUGAUAUCUGUGUAUGUAUCAAUUGGAAUGUAUCUUAUCAGUGUGCAUUGGACUGUAAAAUACUGUAAUUGCAUCCUUAGGACUGUUCUUCUAGCGUAUCUGGGUACUUCAAAGAGUGUCCUAUGCAAAUACAUUUGAGAGUAACAUAUCUGGGUAAUAAAUGGGUAAUUUGAGUAUCAUAUGUAGAUACUUCAGAAAGUAUCAUGUCUGGAUACUGUUUGGAUACAUGAACAGUGUCAUAUCUGGGUACCUGUUUGGACACAGGUACAGUGUUGUAUCUGAGUAGUUGUUUGAUAUAUGAAGAAUGUCAUAUCUGGGUACUCAUUGGAUACAUAAGGAGUAGCAUAUCGGAGUACUUGUUUGGUAUACAAAGAAUGUCAUGUCUGGGUACUCAUUUGAUAUAUGAAGAAUGUCAUAUCUGGGUACUUGUUGGAUACCAGAAGAGUAGCAUAUCUGAGUAUUCAUUUGAUAUACAAAUAAUGUCAUAUCUGGGUACUCGUUUGAUAUAUGAAGAAUGUCAUAUCUGGGUACUUGUUGGAUACAUGAGGAGUAGCAAUUCUGGGUACUUGUUGGAUCCACGAAUAGUCUCAGAUUUGGAUAAUCGGUGGGUAAUUCGAAGAGUUUCAACAGCUGGAUGCACUGGAGAGUUGCCCAUCUGAGUACCCUUUGAAAAGUAUCAUAUCUGGAUAUUGUGGAGCUUAGCAUUUCUGGGUAUGCUUACGUUUUGAAUGUUUUGAAAUUGCAGCCAGGUGUAUUAUUUUAUACUUUAUAUUCCAUGUAAAUAUGAGUAUUACCGUAGGGUUAUUAAAUAAUAUAAGAUAACAGUUUGUGUUCACUUGGGCUAAGCAAUAACUGUUUUACUUCUGUGAUAUAUGUGUGUAUUGUAAUCCUUCACCAUCAUGAGGCCUUAAUCGUCAGUGAAUGACGCUUUUACUGGUCUUCUCCUAUAAAUAGCCUUGACUGUGGUCCAUUUUCACGGUUUUCACCACCAAAUACAAUAUUUUAUUAGUCUAGUUGUGUUUUUGUUGAUACAUGUACCUUCUAAAGUCUUGUGCUUUCUUAUUGUAAUAUUACCUUCAUUGCAAUGUCUACUUUCCAUUUGCAAGUUUUAAUAAAAGAUUCUUUGAAUUUAUUUUCUUGUGAAAAAAGGUUGGUCAUUAAUUUUUAAGUUUGAACUUUUUUCUCGUUCACUAUUUCAGUAUUUUCUUGAUAGUUUUCAUUUCAGUCUUAUUUUUCAGUAAUUGGUUUAAGUUUUGAAUGUAAGGUAUCAUAUUUUCAAUGUUAGACAUCAUAUUUUCAGUGUUAGACAUCAUAUUUUCAAUGUUAAGAUAUCAUAUUUUCAAUGUUAGAUAUCAUAUUUUCAGUGUGUUAAGUAUCACAUUUUAUUGUUAUGCACUAGAUGGUGAAUGCUGUGAUGUCUGGUAUUGUUUUGUUUUUGUUCCUUAUUUUAUUUUAAUAGUCAACAAUUAGUGAAUGGAUUUUGAAUGUCUGGUACAUUUACAUUUGUACUAGUACAUGUACAAGAGGUACUACAAAUGUUAGUGCAUGUAUGGCAUUGUUAAUGUCUGGAAUUGUUAAUGUCUGGCAUCUGUUUAUAAAUGUCCGGCAUCAGAUUACAGUGUUAAGUCCCAUGUAAUCAAUGCUGGGCAUCUGAUUGGGAGUCUUGAUCCAUUGUUUAAUUAACAGGGUUUUGUUUUUUAUGGUCAGGUACCAUAUAAUGAAAUUAGGAUAUCAGAAUAAAAAUUAUAUGCAUGAUUAUAUUUAUACCUGUAUAAAUCGUUAUGGUGUAGUAUAGCCAGUACCUGCUGUUGAACACUGGAUAAGAGUAUUUUUUACACAGUUUGCAGUUUCUAACUGUUUUUAAGGUUAUUCCAGAAAUGAUCUGGGUUCAUCCUUCUAAAAAUAAAUCCAACCUCAAGCUUUUAGCAGCAUCUCCAGACUUUUGAACUACAUGCUACUUGAAUGUAUGGUUGAGAUCUUACUGAAACCUCCAAUCUAAUGCUUAUCACACUAAUGGAAAAAUGGAUCGGGUUACCUUUCUAAGACUAUAUGUCAGAAUUACCAAAUGUUUGACAUCCAAUAACCAAUGAUUAAUAAAUCAAUGUGAUCUAGUGGUGUCAUUAAACAAAACAAACUUUACUCCAUGCAGUUCAAUAUAAUUUCUGUCAGAAUAUAUUCUGCAAAAAAUACAAGUCUAUCUAGAGAGUCAUGUGACUAUUAAAGGAAAUGGUUUAUUUAACAACGCACUCAACUCAUUUUAUUUACGGUUAUAUGGCGUUGGACAUAUGGUUAAGGACCACACAGAUAUUGAGGGAGGAAACCUGCUGUCACCACUUCAUGGUCUA
Messenger RNA from Gigantopelta aegis, 8210 nucleotides. RefSeq names its product dynamin-binding protein-like. Gene Ontology annotation, biological process: intracellular signal transduction. The record is from RefSeq and is a predicted model, not a curated record. NCBI's taxonomy places the organism in Eukaryota, Metazoa, Mollusca, Gastropoda, Neomphalida, Peltospiridae. Gene Ontology annotation, molecular function: protein binding; guanyl-nucleotide exchange factor activity. Gene Ontology annotation, cellular component: cytoplasm.